UCCAAAGCACAUGACUGUCAUUUAGGUCAUGUGACUAGGAUGUUGCUGAGACUGUAAACAUGGCGGCGCACUUGUCCUGUGGACGAGUAAAUCUAAACAUUUUAAGAGAAGCAGCGCGUAAAGAACUUCGAGAAUUUUUGGACAAAUGUGCGGGAAGCAAGGCUAUUGUAUGGGACGAGUACUUGACGGGGCCUUUUGGAUUGAUUGCCCAGUAUUCCCUACUGAAGGAACAUGAGGUGGAGAAGAUGUUCACCCUUAAGAGUGGGAGGCUCCCGCCAGCUGAUGUCAAAAACAUUAUCUUUUUUGUGCGGCCAAGACUGGAAUUAAUGGACAUUAUUGCAGAGAAUGUCUUAAGUGAGGACAAAAUGCAGCCUCCUCGUGAGUUCAACAUUCUGUUUGUGCCGCGUCGGAGCAUGCUCUGUGAACAGCGGCUGAAAGAGCAAGGGGUCCUGGGAGCUUUCACCAACAUUGACGAGUACAUCCUGGAUCUCAUCCCAUACGACAGCGACCUCCUCUCCAUGGAGUCCGAGAGUGCUUUUAGGGAAUGUUACUUGGAGAAUGACCAGACCAGCUUGUACCACACAGCCAAAGGCCUUAUGACCCUGCAGGCCCUCUAUGGGACCAUCCCUCAGAUCUUUGGCAAAGGAGAAUGUGCCCGGCACGUGGCCAACAUGAUGCUGCGGAUGAAGCGGGAGUUUGCGGGCAGCCAGACUCAGAUCCUGCCCGUGUUCGACACUCUGCUUCUGCUGGACCGCAACGUGGACUUGCUCACGCCGCUUGCCACCCAGCUCACCUACGAGGGCCUCAUCGAUGAGAUCUACGGCAUCACCAAUGGCUAUGUGAAGCUUCCCCCGGAAAAGUUUGCCCAAAAGAAGCAGGGUGAGGGGGCCAAGGACCUGCCCACCGAGCCCAAGAAGAUGCCGCUCAACUCGGCCGAGGAGCUCUACGCCGAGAUCCGGGACAAGAACUUCAACGCCGUGGGGGCAGCGCUGAGCAAGAAGGCCAAAAUCAUCUCGGCUGCAUUCGAGGGACGGCACAGUGCUAAGACUGUGGGCGAGAUCAAGCAGUUUGUGUCCAUGCUGCCCCACAUGCAGGCAGACCGCACCUCACUGGCCAAUCACACGUCCAUCGCUGAGCUCAUCAAGGAUAUCACCACAUCUGAAGCAUUUUUUGACAAUUUAACAGUGGAGCAGGAGUUCAUGACUGGCGUAGACACUGAUAAGGUCAAUACAUACAUUGAGGACUGCAUUGCCCAGAAGGACCCUCUCCUCAAGAUCCUGAGGCUGGUCUGCAUGCAGUCAGUCUGCAACAAUGGCCUCAAGCAGAAGGUGCUGGACUUCUACAAGAGGGAAAUCCUGCAGAGUUAUGGCUAUGAGCACCUCUUGACACUAAACAACUUGGAGAAGGUUGGCCUGCUGAAACCACAGACCAACACCAGGAACAACUACCCCACCAUCCGCAAGACCCUCAAACUCUGGAUGGAGGAUGCCAAUGAACAGAAUCCCAACGACAUCUCGUACGUGUACAGCGGCUACGCUCCCCUGAGCGUCCGCCUGACGCAGGUCUUGCGGCCAGGCUGGAGGAGCAUCGAGGAGGUGCUGAAAAUGCUCCCGGGGCCGCACUUCGAGGAGAGACAGCAGCUGCCCCCGGGCCUGCACAAAAAACGUCAGCAGGGUGAGACGACCACGCUGGUGUUCUUCCUGGGGGGAGUGACCUAUGCCGAGAUUGCCGCCCUGCGUUUCCUCUCUCAUAUGGAGGACAGCGGAAUGGAGUACAUCAUCGCCACCACCAAGCUCAUCAACGGAACCAGCUGGAUCAAGUCCCUCAUGGACCGACCCGAUCAGCAGGUCUGACGGGGACCAAAAGGACAAAAAAGGAAAUAAAAAUAUAAAAAGAUAAAUGAAGAUGAUGAGAAGGUGCAAAGGACGGUGAUGGAUUGCUCCAGCUUGACUCUUUGUGCCUGUCGGUGCAAGUAAAUGGAACUGUUUGGAAAAAGAGAUGUGGAUUCAUGUGAGAUUAUAUUACCUAAUAUGACACUGUCUUUGUUUUUUUUUUUUUUUUUUUUAUGUACGUAUGCUUAUGUAAUGUGUGCAUGUGAGUGAGAGAGAGAAGUUUAUGAGAGCUAGGCUACUAUGAAUAUUUAACAUCUGCCUUUAACCAUUCUGAAUUGUUCACCUGUGAGUUAAUUGACUAAUAACAACUAUAAAAAAAAGAA
Alosa alosa (allis shad) is the source of this 2215-nucleotide messenger RNA. RefSeq names its product VPS33A core subunit of CORVET and HOPS complexes (gene vps33a). Gene Ontology annotation, biological process: intracellular protein transport; vesicle-mediated transport. The record is from RefSeq and is a predicted model, not a curated record. Gene Ontology annotation, cellular component: lysosome; CORVET complex. Lineage: Eukaryota; Metazoa; Chordata; Actinopteri; Clupeiformes; Clupeidae.